Penicillium oxalicum is the source of this 180-nucleotide messenger RNA. RefSeq lists its product as uncharacterized. The transcript is spliced from 3 exons. Lineage: Eukaryota; Fungi; Ascomycota; Eurotiomycetes; Eurotiales; Aspergillaceae. Gene Ontology annotation, cellular component: mitochondrion. Gene Ontology annotation, biological process: mitochondrial respiratory chain complex I assembly. The coding region runs from base 1 to 180 and encodes 59 amino acids. The record is from RefSeq and is a predicted model, not a curated record.
AUGCCUAAUAGAGUCCGGCCGAUUGAGAAGGUGGCUAAAGCGACCGCUAAAUGUUCGACCGAGGCGGCGGCGUACGGAAAAUGUAUCAUCGCGGACUACAACUCGGUCCACAAGGACAUGUGUGCUAAGGAAUUCAUGCGACUCAAGGAUUGUUACUUGACUGCGUCCAAGAAGGUUUAA